Penaeus indicus is the source of this 840-nucleotide messenger RNA. RefSeq lists its product as uncharacterized. The transcript is spliced from 3 exons. The record is from RefSeq and is a predicted model, not a curated record. Lineage: Eukaryota; Metazoa; Arthropoda; Malacostraca; Decapoda; Penaeidae. Bases 16 to 513 code for a protein of 165 amino acids.
ACUGCAAGGUACACGAUGGCGGUAUGUGGCAAUGAUAGUUCGAAGGUCGUCUCCGGUAGUACGAGUUCCUUUACACACUCGCCUCCAGAUCCUGCUGACGGCGACCAAGGGCAAAGUGUUGCGUGUCUGUCACUGCUUUGUGUGUGCGUCCUUCUGCGUGAGGAAGAACAGCCUGGUUGCUUCAAGAACAGCGAAGGAAAUAUGGCUUUAAGAGCAGCUUUGUGCCUCGUGUUCUUGGGCUUUUUCGCAGUGGCAGUCCGGGCUCAUUUUGGAAGCUGCGAGGACCACACGCCCUUGUGCGUUCAAUGGGCGCGCAACGGGGGUUGUCGGCAGGACCAGCUGUUCAUGAUCCAAAACUGCCCCGUGUCUUGUAACCUCUGUUUAGACCCAGAAUGUCGGGACAGGAACCACAACUGCGCCGCGUGGGCAAGGGAAGGAAAUUGCGUCACGCAUCCUCUGCAAAUGAUCCCUACGUGUCCCCACUCUUGUGACGCUUGUAUAAUUCCUUAUUAAAGUGGGGGGGGGGAUUUUAUACUCUUUUUUUUUGUUAUUUAGUGUGUGUUCAGGGUCGAAUUUGUUACGUGUAAAGCAAGCGUUUGGGUUUUAUUCAUUGCUAUUUGGUUUCCUGGAAAGAAAACACAAUUAUGAAUUCCUAAAAAAUCUGAUUUAUGUAAUAUUUUGUAUGUGACUGGGAUGCAAUUGUUCAAUCAGAAAUACAAACCUCUUCAAAAUAUUGAAGAUGACAGGAGAUAAUUAAAUUAAUUUGUGAUCAUUAAACCGUCCCUCUUUUCCGUAAUUCAUUCAAUUGCACUGUGAUAAUAAAACGAUUUUUUGGCUAUA